This is a messenger RNA of Podarcis muralis (Common wall lizard), 2186 nucleotides long. Its product is annotated as pancreatic lipase-related protein 2-like. Gene Ontology annotation, biological process: lipid metabolic process. The record is from RefSeq and is a predicted model, not a curated record. NCBI's taxonomy places the organism in Eukaryota, Metazoa, Chordata, Lepidosauria, Squamata, Lacertidae. Gene Ontology annotation, molecular function: lipoprotein lipase activity; protein binding.
CAUCAAUUUAAAUACACAUGUGACUUCAGGAAGUAACAUACAAAAUAUUAGCUCCUCCUAUGUCUGUUGUUGAAGUAAAUGGUGAAACUUCAGAGGGAGUCAGUCCACAAACAAUGAGUCAAAGAUGACAGAGGCAGGAGGAUGAAGCAAGCAGGAAGGAAUAGCAGAAGCCCAAAUAUUACAAGCUGCCUGGCUGUUUCAUGCAUAUAAAACUGCAUGAUUAGCAUCCAUAGAAGGAAAAUACACUCCUACCAACUUGGAUCUUCUCCAGACAUAUCAUUUCCGGAAGAAUAUUCUUUGUCUCUUCCCUCUCUCUGUGAUUCUUAUGUGCACAGGAGGGAGAGGAUGGAAUAGCACAGCAGCAGGAGAGAACCAUCUGAAAGGGGAUUUCACAGCAUUUUUGAACUUCAGGCUUUAGAAUGAUUCCUAUAGUUUGGAUUGGUGCUUUCCUCCUCCUUGGCACAGCAGAAGCCAAUGAAGUCUGCUAUAAAGAUCUAGGUUGCUUUUCUGAUAAGCCCCCUUGGUCAGGAAUACCUGGGAGAAAGUUGUUUGGCUUACCAGCAUCUCCUGAAAGCAUGAAUAUAUCUUUUUUGCUUUUCACUAGAGAGACUGGGAAUCUUUCACAGAAACUGUUAUACACCGAAAAAUCAACUGUUCAAAAUUCUUAUUUCUCUCCAUUGAGGAAAACUCGCUUUGUUAUCCAUGGAUUUACCAGCACUGGAAAAUAUGGCUGGGUUGUGGAGAUGUGCUUGCUGCUGGUGAAGGUGGAGAACAUAAACUGCAUUGCUGUAGAUUGGGAAGAUGGUGCCAAAUGUACCUACUUCACAGCCGCAAGCAACAUUCGUGUUUUAGGAGCUGUAACAGCUUAUCUUAUCAACACUUUAGCGAAAGUGUAUCACUAUUGUCCAUCCAAGAUCCACCUCAUUGGUCAUAGUCUUGGUGCUCACACUGCUGGAGAAGUAGGAAGACGACUUCGAGGCACUGGCAGACAAUUUUCAGGCAUUGGCAGAAUAACUGGCUUGGAUCCAGCUGGGAUAGGUUUUGAAGGUUUCCCUGAUAUGGUCAGGCUGGAUCCUUCCGAUGCUCAAUUUGUGGAUGUCAUACAUACCAAUGCUGGAAAGUUUCCCACAAUAGGAUUUGGUAUGUUCAAUGCCACUGGUGAUCUUGACUUUUACCCCAAUGGUGGAAGAGUUAUGCCAGGAUGUGAUGAUAAGAAUACAACACUAGUUGAAACUGACUUUGAUACAGAAAUGGAGGGUGUUGGAAACUGUCACCACUCAAGAAGCCAUGAGUACUAUAGGUACAGCAUUCUCUUUCCUGGAGGAUUUGUUGCUUACCCAUGUGAAUCAUAUGAAUCCUUCCAAGAGGGAAAUUGCUUUCCAUGCCCCAGAGAAGGCUGUCCAAUGAUGGGCCACUAUGCUGAUCGGUUCCAUAAUAAACUGAGGAAUAACAACCCAAAGUACUUUUUAGAUACAGCACCUAAGAAGCCAUUUACCAGCUGGCUAUAUAAUAUAUCGGUCAAGCUAUCUGGAAUGACAGGCGUGAAGGGAGAAAUGGACAUAGCUUUCCAAAUGAAAGAUGGAAAGACAAAAGAAUACCAAAUUGGGAGUGGCAGCCUUAACCAAGGGCAAACCUACUCAAAGCUCAUCAGUGUCGAAAUUAAUCCUGUAAAAGCUUCAAGAGUUGAAUUUAUUUGGCAUAAGAAGAUCUUCACUUCACACUGGGCUAAACUGGGAGCUGAAAGAGUGCGCCUAGUCCGUGGAAAGGAUGGGCAUGAGUAAGUAUGGCUAUUCUGAAUGUUUUGAUUUCAUGAUUUAUACCAUCAGGGGCGGGGGGGUGUCGUAAUCUGGGCAGCCCAGGACCUCCAUGCAAACUGCCCUGGCUUGUGCCCUAGAGAGGUCACUUUGGUGCUGCGAAUGCAGCAAAAACAAUGCAGGAGGCAGAAAUUACAAGUUACCAGUCCCUGCGGUCACAGCAUCCACUGAGAUUCUUCAGUAGUCAGGGCCAGAGCUCCCCAUUCCCGCUUUAAAGACUACUUGGAUGAUUAACAAUUCUGUUGGAACAAACCACAACUUUCCAGUUGAGAAAAUCAUGUACAUUCCUUAACUUACCAGUCUUAUGCUCACACUUGGCUAUCUCUGCUUCUUUUCAACAUUUGGUGAAAUAUAUUGAGGAGGGGCAAGGAA